Messenger RNA from Vitis riparia (riverbank grape), 1362 nucleotides. RefSeq names its product protein HGH1 homolog. The record is from RefSeq and is a predicted model, not a curated record. The transcript is spliced from 9 exons. NCBI's taxonomy places the organism in Eukaryota, Viridiplantae, Streptophyta, Magnoliopsida, Vitales, Vitaceae. Bases 3 to 1049 code for a protein of 348 amino acids.
CUAUGCAGCGCGUGAUGUGCAAAGAAGAGUCAAGAGUGAUGCCGACCGAGCUGGAAGAGUUAGUAGGUUUUCUCUCUGCUCCUUCUCCACAAGUGAAGAAGGCAGCUGUGGAUAUUGUUCAGGGAUUAACUGGGUCUGAGGAUGGUUUACAGUCUCUUUGCAGCCACUCAGAUGUUCUGAUUCCAUCAUUAUCUCGAGUUUUAAGUGAAAAAAAGGAAGUUUCCGAACCCGCCGCAGAGGCUCUUAUAAAUCUGUCACAAAAGCCAGAGCAAGCAGCAAAGAUGGUAGCUAUGGGAAUGAUUAAAACAGCCAUGGAUAUUUUAUAUAAGCAAGGGUCUGGUAUUACCGGGUUGCUGGUUAUGCUCCUAGUUAAUCUCACCCAGUCUGAUGAUGGUAUUGCAUCCUUGCUUCAGACUGGAGAUGAGAAGAUUCAAGGACUCUAUCUUAUGAAGCUUGUGAGAUCAUUCUGUACAUCCUCUACUGAAACAACUGAUGAUCCAUUUGAACAUGUUGGUUCCAUACUUGUGAACAUCUCAAAGAAAGACUCAGGAAGGAAAAUGUUGUUGGAUCCUAAGCGAGGGAUGCUAAAGCAGAUUGUUAGGCAGUUUGAUUCAACAAAUCCAUUGCGAAAAAAGGGGGUUUCUGGGACGAUUCGCAACUGCUGUUUUGAAGCUGAGACUCAGCUAGAAAAUUUGCUUUUGAUAUCGGAGUUUCUCUGGCCAACUUUGCUCUUGCCAGUCGCUGGCAGCAAGGUUUAUAGUGAACAUGACACAUCAAAAAUGCCACUUGAGCUUGGCAGUGCACUCUCCAUUGAACGUGAACCUGUUGGUGAUCCUGAAAUUCGGGUUCAAGCACUGGAGUCUCUUUACUUGAUCUCAUUACAGGAGGCAGGUCGAAGAGCCCUUUGGUCUGUCAAUGGGCCUCGGAUACUACAGGUGGGAUAUGAGGAUGAAGAAGAUCCAAAAGUAAUGGAAGCAUUCGAGCAAGUUGGAUCCUUGCUGGUUCAUGGCAGCGGAACAGAGGAAUUUUCCACUCAGACAUCAAAAUAACAAUCUACUGCUGUGUUCAUUAGAUUGGUUUUACAAGUUCUCCAGAUGAACUUAAUGCAGGUUAUGAAAAGCCAUUAGAACACAAACUAAAGCUUCUGACCUCUUUUGGGGAUGGAGAUAUCCAGUGUAGAACUUCCAGGUUUAAUUUUCGAAUCCGUCACUAUGAUUAUUUAAAAAAAGUUGGUUUCAAUAUGUUAUUUUGUAGUUGAGAAAAGAAAUCAGUGUUGUUGCGAAUACGACAUAAAGAAUUUCCCAAUGGACCCUUGGAGUUGUGUUAUAGAUUUUCUGGUUUGUUUAGAGCACUGAUUGCCAA